AGCAGCAGCAGCAGAAGAAAACUAUUUCGUCCACCGAAAUCCCCGUUCUGCGGGUACUUGGCCGCUGCCGCUAGUGCUGCCUCCGAACCGCGUCCGCGGGUUCGAACCACCGCAGCGGCGGGGACUGUGGGUCCGGCGGGCGCCGGCCCGGAGCAGAGCCCAGAGGAGCCCUGCACUUGCGUGCCCCGCUCACCAGCAUCUCCUAGCCCCUCGUCCCUGCCCCGAGACCCUUAGAAAAGGGGACCAUGAUUUGGAAACGCAGCGCCGUUCUCCGCUUCUACAGUGUCUGCGGGCUCCUGCUACAAGCGGCUGCUUCAAAAAAUAAAGUUAAAGGUAGCCAAGGGCAGUUUCCAUUAACGCAGAAUGUAACUGUUGUUGAAGGCGGAACUGCAAUUUUGACCUGCAGAGUUGAUCAAAAUGAUAACACCUCCCUCCAGUGGUCAAAUCCAGCUCAACAGACUCUGUACUUUGAUGACAAGAAAGCUUUAAGGGACAAUAGGAUUGAGCUGGUCCGGGCUUCCUGGCAUGAAUUGAGCAUCAGUGUCAGCGAUGUGUCUCUCUCUGAUGAAGGACAGUACACCUGUUCUUUAUUUACAAUGCCUGUCAAAACUUCCAAGGCCUAUCUCACUGUCUUGGGUGUUCCUGAGAAGCCUCAAAUUAGUGGAUUUUCAUCACCUGUUAUGGAGGGAGACCUGAUGCAGCUGACUUGUAAAACAUCUGGCAGUAAACCUGCAGCUGAUAUAAGAUGGUUCAAAAAUGACAAAGAAAUUAAAGAUGUAAAGUAUUUGAAAGAAGAGGAUGCGAACCGCAAGACAUUCACUGUUAGCAGCACUCUGGAUUUCCGAGUGGAUCGCAGCGAUGAUGGAGUGGCGGUGAUCUGCCGGGUUGACCAUGAAUCCCUCAAUGCCACCCCUCAGGUUGCUAUGCAGGUGCUAGAAAUACAUUAUACACCAUCAGUCAAGAUUAUACCAUCCACUCCUUUUCCACAAGAAGGGCAGCCUUUAAUUUUGACUUGUGAGUCUAAAGGAAAACCACUGCCAGAGCCUGUUUUGUGGACAAAGGAUGGAGGAGAAUUACCAGAUCCUGACCGAAUGGUUGUGAGUGGUAGGGAGCUCAACAUUCUGUUCCUGAACAAAACUGAUAAUGGCACAUACCGAUGUGAAGCCACGAACACCAUUGGGCAAAGCAGUGCAGAGUAUGUUCUCAUUGUGCAUGAUCCCAAUGCUCUGGCUGGCCAGACUGGUCCCGACCAUGCUCUUAUAGGAGGAAUAGUGGCUGUAGUUGUAUUUGUCACACUGUGCUCCAUAUUUCUGCUUGGGCGAUAUCUGGCAAGACAUAAAGGAACCUACUUAACAAACGAAGCAAAAGGAGCUGAAGAUGCCCCAGAUGCUGACACAGCCAUUAUCAAUGCGGAAGGCAGCCAAGUCAAUGCCGAAGAGAAAAAAGAAUAUUUCAUUUAAAUGCAGGCAACGAUUCUGAGUUUUCCGGCCCAGGCUACCUGCUGGAGAAAACUGGCUCUCAUCUUUCAGAAUUCAUUUCUACCAUCUUCUGCUACUUUUAUUAACUUUCAUGCUGUACUGCUCCCAGUAGCCAGUGUUACACCAACAAUCAGCUGUCGAAAGCAUCAUCCUUUAAUUACUGUACCAUCCCUAAUGCGGGACAUUUCUUACUCCCUAAAUUUCACCCCAUUGCUCAUUUAACAUACAGUGCUUGAAUAUACAGCCUUAACAAUGUUAAUCAUCUCCUUGGAUCAUGAUAUUGAGUUGUUUUGAUUCUUUGGAAAAAUGUAUGCAGAUUUUUGUCUUCCCCUUUCAGUCAUAGACAUUAUUGAUUUGCCAUUGUGCAGCUUUCACAGGUAACAGGAUUAGGUGAAGACCUAAUGUGCUUAAAUUUAAUCGAAGACUAGAGGUUUACAAACAAUGUUUUCUACAUGUCUAUCUUCAAAUACAACAUGUUUUGGAAACAUAUGCCCUAGAAACACAAACUGAAAAUACUGUAGUGUAGUUUCUGUAAUGUUUGAGAUUAUACUGGUAAAACUGUAUCGUUUGCUAUUUAAAAAAUUAGUAUUUGAUACAGGAGCCAUGUGUGUGGACUGCAAUCAUGACAUGAUAUCUUAUAUAACUAUAGAUCCCACCAUUAGGUUGUAGCUUCAUUUACCAAUAAAUUGUUCCAAAUACUUUACUGCUUUGGGAAUCACAAAGAUUUCAUUCAUUCUCUGAUUUGAUUUUAUAAUUUAUUUGUUCCAUAAGAACUCACUUGCCUAAACACAACUAAACUAUCCAUAGGGCACAAUUUUGAGACAUUUUAGUAUCUGUAUAUAGUGCAUAUAAUAAAUCUGAUUAAACAUUAUUUGAUACAUAUUUAACUUUUUUGGCUGUAGGUACUUCAGUCAUAAGUAAGCGUUUUCUAACUUCCAUUAUAUCCCUUUAAAUAUUACUUAACCAAUAUUAUAAGUAGAUAACAUGUAUUAGUAUUUUUGUCUGUAUGUCCUAGCACUGUUCAACAACAGAUUUUUCUAGUUCCUGUUGAUUUUUAUUUGUUACACAAUGGAAGCACAAUGUUCUAAGGAAAGGUAAUUUUAAGCUAACAACCAGUGCACAGCCUCAGGUUUUAAAUUACAACCACAGUUGAAUAAUAACGAAAAUAAACUCUUAGUUUGCUAAAAAAUUUACAGAUUUUAAUUUGGCAGUUCCAGAGCUGCUUACUCAUUUUGGUUUGCCAAAAAGAAGUGUUGAAGAUAUGUUUUCUGUACAAAUGAACUAAUUCUUUAUAUUAAAUUACUGUCUAUGCAUUUUGUGAGGUACAAAUUUCUGAAAUAGUGAGUGAUAGAGAAUACCUGCCAUGCUUGUAACUCCAAGGGAAAGUCUUUUUCUCUGGAUUAUUUUAAAAUUUUAAUGUAUUUAACCAUUAAGAAAUACUGUAUUCUUAAACAUGACACAGAGUCGAUCUAAAAUCUUAUCAAUUGUUCUAGUAAAUUAAAAGAUUGCUAGAUUAGUUAUCAUUAAAUUUAUUACAUGCUAAAGUAUAAAAGUCCAGCUAGAUUAAAGCAAUUAUUUUCCCAUUUAUAAGUGUUGCACCUUUAAGAGGAAAACAAACAUGAAAAUAUGGUAGUUACACUUGUGAUGUCUGACAGCAUGAUGGCUUAGGGUUUUAAAAAUAAUAACUUGGAAUUACUUUGAGGGGACUGAGAAUGGUUGAGUACAACAUCGUGUAUUAAUAUCUAAUGAAAGACAAGGUGCCAUACCUUAGAUUAUUUAUCACGAAAGCAUAAAUCUUUUAAGGACAAUGUUAGAAUUUAUAUAUUGUUUCUUUUGACUGUUGAAGAAUUUCUGUUGUGAAUUUCUCACAAAAGAAAAAGGACGAUGUCAGUCAAGCAGCACUUUUUUUCAGAAUAUACAGAACAUAAAUAAUAUGAUGUGGUUGAGUGUUAACAUAAUAAAUCUUAUACAGUAUGACAUUUUAAGAAAAUAAGUCUGCAUUGAUGUGAUUGCAUGCUUGUUUUUACAGUUCACUCCAUACCAUCUGUGGAAAAACGCAAUAAUAUGUUAAUAUUGUAUGGUAGUUUGAGAGAAUCAGGUAGGUGCUACUAGACACAUUGAAACUAGAAUAGGUUUAUAAACUGUUCAUACCUUUCAAUGCAUAAUCUUUAGAAAGACUCCACAAAGCAAAACUCAUCCUGUUAGUGAAAAGGGGAAGGUUCUUAUCACAGAAGUAAGUUGCAUAAACUGCAUCAUCAAUUACUAUUUAAAGCCUAAUUUCAGGAUGCACUUACAAAAUUGCUACUCUUCAAUGAUGCUGUAUUUACAUCUCUCAUCAUUUCUUCUAUAUUCUACUUGGCUCCAACCGCUACAUUGUUGCUCAAAUAACUCAAUCAUUUAAAAAAUCACUAUAAAAUUAGAAAUUCUAAACUGAGUGCAUUUACAGAAUUUUAUCUCAUUUAACCCUUCAGAGUACUACAAACAUAUCAUCACAAUUCUUUAAAAAAUAAUUGGUAUAUUGAGUUGUGGACUCAAUUAAAUAGAGUUUAAUUUGAAUUGCAUAUCAUAUUCUGUGACUGGAAAAAUUAGCAGUGGAAAAAUAUUUUCCUUUCCUGAAAACUGUUUUUAUUGUUCCAAAAAAUUAAUGUUAUAAUAUUUUCUCAUAUUUGUCCCCCUAAAUCAAAAGCAAAAGAGAAUAUUUAUAAAUGGGAACCAUGUGCACAAAUACAUACACAUGGACGCAAGUGUAUACACAUAGAGCCAAUUUCUGUCUCUGGUAAGUGACAAAUGAGCUAUGGAACACAGCAGAAUGAGUGUACACACACAUGUGCCCCCAGUAGAAUAUGGAGCAUUAUUCUUGACUUAAAGUAACUAUAUCCUCUUUCAGAAUACUGUUUACAGUAUAAUUUAAUUUUCCUUCAUCAAAAAAAAAUCUGUACACCAUUCUUUACUUCUAUCAUUUUUGAAUGGCCUAGACAGAAUGCUGAUAAAAUCUUAAGAAGAAAAAGCAAAGUUUGAGAGUGCAAGAGUAAAGGUGCAGACCAUGAGCUGAAUAUUGAUGGUGUGUGUGUGUGUGUGUGCGUGUUUGUGUGUGUGUGUUUAUAAAAGAAAGAGACACAGAGAAGAAACAGCGAGAGAAAUAGAUUUCAACUUGUUUUCUUUUAUCUGAAAAUCCAAGAAGCAGUUUAAAUGAACCUGAUAUUGGAGUAUAUUCUAGAAACUGGAUGAUCUCAUUUUGUUCACAAUGCUCAAUCUUCCAUUGAAACUCCACAGUCAAAAUCUUGAAUAGAAAAAAAGAAAACUAACUUUCCUAAAUAUGACAAAGACACUGACACCUCAUUUAUUUUAUUUCUUUGUAAAAAUAUAAAUAUCUCAAUUAAAGGACAGGCUCACUUGUAAUUAUGUACUCAUGAUUGUUAACAGCCUUGAGAUUCCACAUCGGCACAUGUACAGCAGCUGUUUGACAGUGAUGGCUCUUCCAUGUAACAUAGCAGUUAUCGUGUGAUUUAGUGCCACUUAUUGCAAAGUGUUACCAAGCAGAACAUUUACAAGGUUUUACCUUUACUUACGACAUAAUAAUAAUUUAAUAAGUGACAAAUACAAAAUAUCAUGUAACGUUGUUAAUUGUGGAGAAAUAUAAAAUCUAUCUUACUACAGCUUUCCCAUAAUAUUCUUAAAUUUUUAGAGUCUCUUAAAAAUGCCCAGGAUUAUUUUUUUGCAAAUGGUAAUCUAUAAUGAAUUAAAACAGAAACAAAAACAGAAACAAAAUAAUUAACUGGCAGUUGCAGCUAAAAUAAAACUAAUAAUAACAACUAUAAACACCUGAUGAAAAUUAGUGACCAGUAAUGCUUUUGAUUAAGUGGCACAAAGUACACACUAAAAACUAUGCAAAAUAUAGGUAACUACAGUGUAUGUACAUGUAAGUAUCUUGUACUUGCUGUGUUUGGAUGUUGGAAACCCAUGUAAUUAUAAUAUGCAUUUUGAAUAUUGGGAAAGAGGAAAUCUUAGUGUAGAUAAUAUAAUUUGUUUUGAAAUAUACACUGGCAAUAUUACAAUAUACUCAGUGCAAUGCCUGCAAUUCUAUUGCUGGGCACUAAAGGCGAAGGGAUUUUUAAGGAAUUAUUCAACAAGAUCCAAGAUAUUUCUAAUCUUCAACUCUUAUAAACUAAAGCAUUAACUAAAGUAUAAGUGACUCUGCAAGUUUUUUUAAGCAUUAAUGUAACAAUUGAAUUUUUUUCUUUGGGCUUUAGUAUUGCAGCAGAGAAAAAAAAACUGAGUUUCAAAUUUUGAUUUAUACCUAACUGAAUUUGAAAUUCUUAAGCAUUCCUUACAUGAGUUUUGGUAAAUUGCAGUAGUUUUACUGGAAAUAAAAAAUUAUUCAGUCAUAUAACUUAGGGUUUAACAUAGUUAAAGUCACUGUAUUUGAAAUAGUAAUUAUUUUAAAUCUUCUUUUUUUUUCAUUGUUAUUUUUUUUUUUUCCUCUAGCUCCUUUCUAUCCCAAACAUGCCCUUUGCACUUAUACCCUUCCAAAGGCAAUGGAUUGAAAGUAGGAAGUUAAUAAAGAGUUAAAGGGGACAAACUAUAAAAUGGGUUCUAAAAUCAUCAGCAUUUUUGUGUACUGAGAUUAUUAAUAUUGAAUGCAAUAGUUUUGGAUAUAGCUGGUAAGUUCUCUGCCAUGCAUACUUACAAUAAUUCUUCUACCUCUCACUUUUAACAUGGGCUAUGAUACUUCAGUAUAAAUAGAGGACGUGACUUCUUACAUGAUGUCCCAGGAUGCAUUCUUUUGGGACACUCCCUACCCCCUGGGAGAUCUCAAUAGCCAACUUCGCGUAGUGUGUUCUGUGGUGUAUAGAUCUUCAUUUGUUUACCUUUUCUAUCAUUUGUUUUUCCUAUAGGCAAAAUACAGUUAUGUGAUAAGCAAAGUUCCUCUAAUGCCAAUUUCAUAUCUCACUGCAAUAUAAUUGUAUUUUAAAAAUUAAAUGGCAAUACUUUGCAAUCCAAUCCGACAUUUUGCUUAAUUUUAAAAAUAUAAAGCAUGUCUUAUAAAUUAAUGGUUUUAAAUAAUAAUCAUAUACAUAAUUUAUUUUCCCAAGAAUAAUUAUCUACAUAAAAAGUAGGGUUUCAAAACUUUAUUAACAAAUAACCCCCCAGUAGUGUAAAGUAUUGCCACACUUGGCCACUUAUUUUAUAUGGAAUGAUAUGAAUAAUUCCAUGACGCGAUUUCAUUAUCUUAAAAGAAAAUGAUCUUUUAUGAACGUAUUUUCCUCUAGGAAAAAAAUGAUACAUGAUUAUUUCAAAUUAUGACAGUGAUUCUAUAAAAUAUUCUUAAAGAAAUUUGUAUGUCAUGUAUUUAGGAUCAAGUAAUAUUUGUUAAACUUGUUUCCAUUUUUUUCAUAUAUAUAUGUAUAUAUAUGAAAUAUAUGAUUUUUUGGAGAGAAUGGGCCCAAAUGUGAAAAAAAAAAAUGUAAAGAAAAAAACCCUCUAUUUUCCCCUCUGAAAUAUAUACUGUGUAUUUCAAAAAAAGAAACUCUAAAACAGAAUUUAAGAUUGCAGGGGCAAAAGAAAAAUCUACCAGGGCUCAGCACUUAAGCACUUUUCCCACAUCCAGGGUCAAAUCAGCAGUGAUUUCUACAUGGACUUUUAAGUGCAGUAUGAAAUGCAACAUUACACGUACACACAGUACUGUCAAACCUCAAAUGCUUUCUUUCAUUAGAGACUUUUCCUUGUACAUGAUGCUACUAGAUACUUUCUCUUUAUAUUUGCUGGUAGUGAAAGUCAUACGCAAUAAAAUAUUGAUGGUUGAAAGCAGUGGUCACUGAUUGGUUAAAAGUAUGAAAUGUAAACAGAAUUGUUAUAUCUUUCUCUUUUUUGCUUUUCUCUGUGUUUCUAAUGUAUUGAUUGAAUUGCAUAAGUAGAAAGAAAAAUAACCUAGAAACAUUUUCAAAUCUAGUACUAUUUCUCCUUAUGAAUGUAUACAAUUUUAAUCUUUUUACAAUUUUAUUUAACUGUACCUGCUGUACUUAUUGUAGAUUCGAUGACGCAGUUCAGUAGUAACCCAAGGAUUUAUGAAGUUGGUGUUGCUGACCUAUUUUCUUCACAUUCUGUUCACAUCAAUAUUUAUGAAUUGGUUGUUUAAUUUUUCAUUCAAAGAUAUUUCCUCAAGAAAGCUCCAUUUUUAUCAUAUACAUCUCAACUUAACCAAUAUUGGAACAAGUCUGCCAUGUUCAAAAAAAUUAAAGACUUAUCUCUGAAACUGUUACCCAAAUAUUUAGGUGUUCCCGAUAAUGUAGUUGAAAAAAUAAAACGUUCUAUUAGUAUGAAAUGGCAUUCAUAACUUUUGGAAGGGUAUAUUUAUGACAGCAUAAAAAAAUUCUGUGCUGGGAGUAUCCAACAAAAUGAACUAUAUUGCACAGAAUAAUAGAUUAACACAAUUGUUGAAUCUACUCUUGUCAUUAACAUUUUCAAAAGACAAAAUGCAUAUUGUAAUAUUAGGUACAUGACACUUGCAUGUUGAUAUGCCUAUAUACUUACAAAGUAUUCAAUGUGUACUUAGUGACGCUUAAAAUAUGUCAUGUACAACUCUUAUAAACAUUCUUACAGGGUUCCCAUUUGCACUUCAUUUUUCAGUAAAGUCUUGUCAGAAUUUUUUUGUCUGAGAAAUAUGAAAAAAUAAAAUUUGAAUUUUAGUUAUCCGGUGGACA
This is a messenger RNA of Ochotona curzoniae (black-lipped pika), 8179 nucleotides long. RefSeq names its product cell adhesion molecule 2 (gene CADM2). The record is from RefSeq and is a predicted model, not a curated record. The coding region runs from base 246 to 1460 and encodes 404 amino acids. The transcript has 10 exons. Lineage: Eukaryota; Metazoa; Chordata; Mammalia; Lagomorpha; Ochotonidae.